AAUGACCAAAAGCAGAAGAAGAAUUCCUCGUAAAAUGACAAAAUAACAAACAAAUAAACGAGCCAUGGACGAAGUAGACAAGAUAAUCAUGCACCAGCUGCACCAGGUGGACGCCAGCAUAGAGCCCACGGAGGAGUUGUCCAGCUUCACGCCGGAACUGGUGGUGCGAGCUGUCUCCAGCUGCCUGACGGAAAUCCGCCCAGAGCUGGAGGUUCCCCGAAGUCUGCCGGGCGGUGCGAUGGCUCAGAGAUUCAGCGUGGCCACUGCGCUGGCCGAGCAGUGCAAGGAGAGUGGCUACCACGGCGACAUUGGCUACCAGACAUUCCUCUACCCCAAUCCCAUCGAGCUGCGGCGUCUCCUCAUGUUCCUGAUCGAGCAGCUGCCGCGGGAGCGUCAGGCGGCGGAUGACCUGACAGGGAAGUCGCAUUCGCUAAGUGGCAGGGAAAUGCUGCAGCGUCAGAUACGCAAGAAGCUGACGGCUGAGCUGAAGGCCCUCUGGGUGCCGCAGUUCUGUCGAGCGGUGGGCAACAGGAGAUCCCACGGAUGCAGCAGCCUGUGCAUUGAUUUUCGGCCAAAGUUGAAUCUCAAUGUGCCGUCGGCCAAUGCGGAGGAGCGCACCAAGGAGGUGCAGCAGUACUUUGACCAGCAGGCGCCCAAUCUCUUCCAGCAGACAGCAUCCAACUCCUACGAUCUCAUUGCCACGGUGCUGCACAAGAACGAUCUGGAGCGCUGGGGCCACGGGCUGAUCGACUCGGGCAUGCUCGGGCUUCUGGCUGGCGAGGAUACCGUCAUACCGCCAUUGGUUCUGUCUACAGAGAAGCCAUCAUCCACGGCGACUGCCGCUGAGCUGACGCCUCUGGAGGAGCUGACGGAGGAGGUGCAGCAGCUACGCGCCCAAUGCGAGACGCUGCUGGGUGAGCGCAAGGCGCACGUCGCUAGAAUUGGAGCACUGAAGCAGCGGGAGAGCGAAGCCACCAAGCAACUGGCGGACAUUCAACCUCAGCUGAAGCUGCACGAGCGCACCUGCCUUGUGCUGGCCGAUUCCGAGCAGAAUUUGACCAAACUGGAGGGCCUGCUGCAGGCCACCGAAGCCAAGCGGCAGACAUUGACGCAGCAGUGGCAGGACUACCGUCGGCCGCUGCUGGAAACCCUGGAGACCCUCAAGACGGCCAAGGAGGCGCAGCACGUGCAGAGUAUUCGCAGCGGGAUCGAGCAGCUGGAGCUGGAGCUCAAGGCGAAGACACAGCAGCACAACGAACUAAAUGCGGCACUGCGCACGGCCACCCAGUCGCUGGCACCGCGGAAGGAGUACACGCGCCGCAUCCACGAGUUCAUUGGGAACAUUCGCAAGCAGCGGGCGGACAUCUUCAAGGUGCUCGACGACACGCGGCAGCUGCAGAAGCAGCUGAAUGUGGUGGGUGCCCAGCUGCAGCGCCAGUUCAACUACACCGACGACCUGCUCUUCCAGAGCGCCAAGCACGAUCUGCACGCCAAGAAGGCCUACAAGCUGCUGGCCCAGCUGCACGCCAAUUGCACCGAACUGGUCGAGUGCGUCGCCCUCACGGGGAAUGUGACGAAGCAGAUACGCGAACUGGAGGUGCAAAUCGAUGGGGAGAAGCUGAAGAAUGUCCUGACCAGCCUGCAGCAGAUCACCGGCGACAUUCAGAAGUUUGAGCAGCACAUCCAGGAGCUGCAGUCGCAGAUAAGCACAGUGGAGAAUGGUGUGGCCAAGGCGUAGGUCUGACCCUUCGACUCUAUUUUACCUAUGUAUUAGUGCCAAUGUAAUAAAUCAAAGCAGUCAACGCCUAGCGUUGAUUUCAUUA
This is a messenger RNA of Drosophila subobscura, 1823 nucleotides long. Its product is annotated as coiled-coil domain-containing protein 22 homolog. The transcript has a single exon. The coding region runs from base 65 to 1738 and encodes 557 amino acids. The record is from RefSeq and is a predicted model, not a curated record. Gene Ontology annotation, biological process: positive regulation of ubiquitin-dependent protein catabolic process. Gene Ontology annotation, molecular function: cullin family protein binding. NCBI's taxonomy places the organism in Eukaryota, Metazoa, Arthropoda, Insecta, Diptera, Drosophilidae.